Penicillium griseofulvum is the source of this 441-nucleotide messenger RNA. RefSeq names its product Amine oxidase. The record is from RefSeq and is a predicted model, not a curated record. The transcript has a single exon. Bases 1 to 441 code for a protein of 146 amino acids. Gene Ontology annotation, molecular function: oxidoreductase activity. Lineage: Eukaryota; Fungi; Ascomycota; Eurotiomycetes; Eurotiales; Aspergillaceae.
AUGAACGAACUAUUUGACGUGGCUGUAAUCGGAGCUGGCAUGGCCGGGAUCAUUGCAGCUCGUGACCUCAGUGAGAAAGGCUAUGAAGUGGUUUUGUUAGAGGCCCGUGACCAGAUUGGAGGACGAACCUAUAUGGAUCAUGCUUGCGGCACAGUAAUGGAACUUGGAGGGGCCUAUGUUCACUGGACACAACCGCACAUCUGGAGAGAGCUUCAGCGUCUUGGAAUUACCGUCAACGCCCCGAUGCAGGAAGGAAGGAGUUACUGGCUUGCCGAUGGGGCCGUAAACUCUGGUACCUCCGAAGACUUCUAUGGCAGGGUGACUCCACUUCGGGAACAACUAUUCGCAGAUAGCCGUGCUCGAUUCCCGAUGCCGUUCGACCCUACCGCACUCGACAACACGGAGAUUGAGAAAGAGUCAAUUGAGGACCGCAUCAAUUAA